AUGGACAAGCCGAAACAAGCGUGCGACAACUGCCGCCGCCGCAAAAUAAAAUGUUCCCGCGAACUCCCCUGCGAUAAAUGCCAACGGCUCCUUCUGUCGUGUUCCUAUAGCGAUGUCCUCCGUCGCAAAGGACCGAAAUUCCGAACGCUUUACCCGCUGGCUCCCGUCAAUCCAGCCCGCGACGCCCCCGAAGGGUAUCCCGAAAAAGAUAUCCCAUACCGAUUCGAGUCUCCCAUUUCACCCAAUAUCGCCGAUUCACAAUUCGCCAGCCAAGACUUUUCCGAUCAUUUUUCACAUCUACCACCGGAACUCGUUUCGUCGCCAGGAUCGACAGAUUCAACAGUCGAAUCGGCAAAUGGAUAUGCACUUCCACAUGCGAGACGUCUCUCGCCACAGAUUCUGCUCGCGCAUGUUAAUGUCUAUCUGAAAUAUUUAUUCCCGAUCAUGCCAGUCGUGCGCGACGAGCAGCUGCGUCUGGAUAGCCACCAGCCGGCACGGCUGUCGCCAAAGCGGUAUGCGUUUCUGGCGUCUCUCUGUGCCGCGACGCAUAUCCAGUUAAAGUUGGAUGGCGCCGCGCCGGUUCCAGAUCCAGCUCGAUUGCAGAGCCUCGGGGAUGGUCAUUCGUUGAUGUCGGGUGAAGAACUCUUGGCUGAGGCCGUGCGGGCGCGGCGCGACUGCGAUGUUGUGGAGGGGUUGACUACGGAGUCGAUGUUGACUUCAUUCUUUUUGUUUGCCUCAUAUGGGAAUCUGGAUCGGCAGGAUCAUGCCUGGUAUUAUUUAUGUCAGGCUACCUCGAUGGCGUUUACGCUUGGUCUACAUCGUGAAUCGACCUUUGCGGAUUAUGGUGUGGAAGAAGCCGAGGAAAGGCGACGCAUAUUUUGGCUGUUGUUUGUCACGGAGAGGGGAUAUGCUCUUCAACAAGCCAAACCAGUCAUGCUGCGCAGCUCGAUUCAUAAGCCACAGGUGCUUGGCUCGGAAGAUCCUAUCUUGGCAUAUGGGUUCAUCAACUUGAUCAACAUUUUCGAAAAGCUCACACCAGAUCUAUACGACUGGUUAUCGGCCGGAGGUGGAGAUGGCAUUUUGGAGAGACCACCGACUUCCGCAAUCCAGUCGGGUCUAUGCAAAAAUAUCUCACUGGACGGAGUGCUUGAGAUCCAGCAAGUUGAUAUCUUGAUCACGCAGCAAUGGUUGCAAGCAAUGAUGUGGAAAUUGUCCAUGAGUCAUGCCACGCAACCUGGCUCCUGCGACGAUGCAGUGCUUCCAUUCCACCUCCCAGUGAUGGUGGGCAAAGCCGUGAUGGGUGUGAUCGGUGCUGCGUCGCAAGGGGCGGUGGAUGCCCAUGGGAUUGGAAUGGAACAGAAACUUUUCGACAUGGGUGCCUCUGUUGCAGAUGUUACACGAUCUCUAGGAUCAAAAGCCGUCCAACGACUAGCCGAGUCGACAAUCGACCCGAACGAGUUGCUGUGGGGAAUACUUCACACGCUUUCCCAGAUUCGUGGCUCGCCUUCAUACCUCUUGCCGACAUUACUGGAGCGAUGCAAAGCCGUGCUGGGGCUAGAUGGCACCAUCAACACGGGGAACUUCCUGCCUAUCCUCGGUGCUGCAGUGCCGGAUCAGUUGGCUUCGUGGUCAGGCCAACAUGUUUGGGAUUACUCUGCUGGCUCAGAGGAUAUCCGCGAGAUGCAUGAGGUCGAUCACGACCAAAGUGAGUCGGUGCCACGGGAACUUGGCUUCCAGAGCUGUCUGUUGGGGUGA
Molecule: messenger RNA, 1755 nt
Organism: Penicillium canescens
Lineage: Eukaryota; Fungi; Ascomycota; Eurotiomycetes; Eurotiales; Aspergillaceae
Product: putative C6 transcription factor (AmyR)
Exons: 3
Coding region: 1-1755 (584 amino acids)
Biological process (GO): regulation of DNA-templated transcription; DNA-templated transcription
Molecular function (GO): DNA-binding transcription factor activity, RNA polymerase II-specific; zinc ion binding; DNA binding
Source: RefSeq, a predicted model, not a curated record